AUGGAAGUUAUUGUUGCUUACUGUUUCCGUCAUUCAAACAAUUUGGAUGCGGACUUGGAGACAACUUCGAUACCUGUUGCUGCUGUUCAAGUCACCGAGUUUCUAAGAAAAGAGCCUUUUUCACCAAUCCGUAUAUCUGAAACUGACAUAGCAAGAAGAGAUGAUUUCCAAAACUUCCCCAGUCCGGACCCUACUAUCAAUGGGGUUGACAGCCUCAACGAGAAUACUCUCGAAGCUUUCGGAGAGACAGCAUCGCCUGAUAAACAUAUUGAAUUUCUAAUAAGACGACACCUCGAGCACAUUCUCUCAGUCUGCGCCAUUCCAGUACAACAGUCGCUCCUAAAGCCGGUCGAGGUGGGAACCGCAGGGCCCAAGCCUCGACGAGGCGUCGUUCCCAUAGCUUUGUCUUGCGGCGACAUGUCGGGGCACGUCAUCUAUGCCUCUUCAAGUUUUUUCGCAUUCAUGUUUUUACUUGAAGCUGCCAACAGAUUGAAACGUAUUCACCCAGCGGAUAAGUACGUGUCUGCUAUGCUAGUCAGAAUUUCGACAGUUUGCGAAGGGCACAUGGAGUGGCUCAAACUUGCAGAGCUAGAUGAAGGACUCUUUUCACUAGACUAUUGGCCGACAGGUAAAACAAGGGUUGUGUACAGAUCUUACCUUUUCAGGCAUAUCCGACUACUUGAUAACUCAUUUCGCAUCAUCAAGGCUGGGGAGUUCGCCAAAGUCUAUAACGAGCCAAACACUCAAGAACUGGCUCGCGCUAUUGUUGACAAGGUUUGGGAAUGCUGGGUUGAGAAACUACGACUUUCAGACAAGAGAAGCAUAUCUGUCUGGCCGCAUUGGCUCCCGAAGCGAUACGAUUUGGGAAAUGAGUUCCGAUUAAGUGACCAGCUAUGGAUUUGGAAGGCUCUUAGAAUUGCUGAGGAAAUGGGAAUCUCUCCACCUUCCAACCCUGACAGCCAGAAAAGGGGGGUUUCAGAGCCACCACAAUCAUUUACGCCUCGUGGCUUACAACGAGACAUUGUCAAGCGUUUCACCACUGAGAAUCCUCUGAUAAAACAACGCACCUUGGCAGUCACGCGUUCAGCGCGCCGGGUCCGCUUCACACUCCAUGCGCAGGACACGGUGCUCUUGUAUGGCGAAGAUUGGGGUUUCUUUCACAGGGAGACGAAGUCCUGGAGCAACCUUAUCAAUUUACAAAAGAUUUGCGUGAGUAAUAAAGCUAUGGAAUGGGAUAAUGUGCUUCGAUAUGGCCUGGCUCUUAUGAUGGGAGUUCGUCAAUACUCUAUCAGUGGCCAGCAUCCGAGAGAGCUGACCAAGUCUGCAUUCUCCAGGUUGAUAAAUGUUUCAGGCCAAAAUGGCUUCUUUCCGGGGAAACUGGAUUUUGAAACCAACGAGCCGAUACAGCCUCAAACGUACAGAGAUGAAGUCUUGUCCUUCAAUACUAGUUUCCAAAUUCCGUUCAUCUUGUUUAUGAAUGCUCUCCAAAUUUCCGAGGCCUACCAGGGACUUCGGAAGAUCGAUUAUGAGCUGCCGAUGUCCGAUGAGCCCAAUAAUAUGUGUCUUAAGAUGGAGUCUCCUAUUCAACUUAAGACAGAGAAAUCCGAUUCGAAACCCAACUCAGAGGCAGCCUGCUGGCUUGAAAAGUACUCACUUUUGAGUCCUCAAAAUGACCCGAUGAAUAUCAUCGGCAUCUAUGAGGAAGAAUGGCUAUACGACUAUCCUAGGUUUUUCUCUUCGGAAAAAUUAAUGAGCCAAGAGGAUUUUCGAGAUACUGUAGAGGAGAUGCGAAAAUACAAAUUUGGUUACCCGUGCAGCACUAUUACCAGAGGGAUAGAGGAAUAUCUCUUAAAAGUGAGGCAAGACCCUCGAUUAUCAGAGAAGGGAACGAACUCGCCAGUUCCAGGUUGGGGUGCUUUCGACGAUGUCUCCGAAACGGCUACGGUAUUUGAUGCUGCCAAGAAAAGACCAACAGGAAAGAUUGCGACCCCCAUCAUACGACAGCUCAGUGAUAGUUGCUGCUCCGAGUUACAAGCAACGAAUUUGGCAUUAUGGAAGCAUAUUGGGGGGCCGCGUGAUGCUCUGUAUGCGAAGAAACGUUUUAUCUGGCUGUAUAGAGCAGACAGGGGAACCGCAUUGGCAUGUUUUAUGAGCAACCCAGCGUUUCGUCGAGACAUCAUCAACGGCUAUUUUGACCGUCAUAGCCAAUACGAAAAGUUUUUUUCCGAGACAGUUGACAGGCUGUCUAACAUCUGGAUGACUGAGUUUCAUCUUAGCUUUCAUAGGUUGCUCAGACCUGGUGAAUUAAAGGAUGCGGGUAUUCCGGAGCGAAGGGAAGAAACACUUCCUGGUCGGAAGAAAAAACAAAUUGUUAAGUGCUCAAUAGGUUUCUAUUUCACAGGCGACUUUUUUGACAAACAUUGGACCUGCUAUUUGGUUCAGUACCCCAAAAUGGAAGCCGGAUCCCUAUUAGUGCCGUGUUCUCAUUUUGAUCUGGAUAGAGGACGUCUUUGGAGCCAAAGAAAGAUCCUAGAGCUACGGCUAUUCGACAGAAUUAUGACAAAACUGCUGGAGGGUGCAACAGAAAUAUACAAGGAAAUUGCAAGUGAAUUUGGAUUUCGCAAUGAUGUUUUCACCAUAUCCAUUACCGACAGUGAAGACUAUUUCUCAAGAGAUUGGCUUCGGCUUCAACAUAUGCUGGAAGCAAUCGAAUUGGACCUCACAGAAUCGACAAAAAUCAUUCAGAGGUGGGAAACUCGUGUUAGCGACAGAGAUGGGCAACACCCUCGAUGGACCGAAAAGCACGAACGCAAAUACGGAGAUGAGGGCCUUGAAAAGUUUGUCAUCAUUCAAAGCCAGGAGCAUGUCCGAGGUGACUUAAGUUUACGUGGUGCUGAAAACAUUCGCUUUUUCACUUACGUGACCGUCAUUUUCUUACCUCUGAGUUUUUCUGCCAGCGUUAUGGGUAUGGAUGGUGCACCGAGUGGCAGUUUGAUGCUCAGCAUGAUAGUUUACGCCACUGUAUCACUUGCUCUCACAUUCAUCGCUUUGUACAACGCCGCACCGGUUGGCAAGAUUCUCAGGAAGGUCUUCCAAAGUUAUUACAAAUCUUUUACCAACACGACAAUGCAGCAGAGCUCUCUGCUGCGGUUUCCUAAAUUUUCGUCUCCCUCAGACCUUGACAGGGACGAGUUGAACACAAACGAAGCUGGCGUUGGGUCAGAGAAAAAUCUCACGGGGCAUCCAAGACCUGAAGAAGAUUAUAAUGCCCAUUUCUGGUUUUGGUUUACUUAUAUUGUGAUAGAACUGCCCGCAAGACGCGUCAUAUCAGGAUACAAUGCCCUGAAAGAUGGAUCUCUUGACUGGAAAGCAUUCUACCGCGUCCCAAUCGCAAUAGUUAUGCUGCCGGUAUGUUUGUUCAGCUUUGCAAUUCGAGUUGCGUUCUAUAACUUGAUAGACCUGUUGAAGCUUACAGGAGGCAAGUAA
Molecule: messenger RNA, 3486 nt
Organism: Clonostachys solani
Lineage: Eukaryota; Fungi; Ascomycota; Sordariomycetes; Hypocreales; Bionectriaceae
Source: the annotation of a GenBank genome assembly